CUGUUCCGCUCAGCAUGCCGCUAAAUGGGUUUUGCGUCCAAAUUUGGCGUUAGCCAUUUACAAAAUGCAGAUUCGUCUUCACGCGGAAUUUUUGGACUAAUUUUGGGAGGAGUGAGCCGUUGUUGAUCUGGAGGUGCAAGACGGGAGAGCCAAAAUCCUCUCUGAGUCUGUCUGAGAAGAGUUUCAUCUCCGUCUUCAUCUUCAUCUUCUUUCAAAUAUUAUUAUUUGAAAGCAAGAGCCGUAUGAUUGGGAGAUGAGCUGCUUCUCUUGCAUUAGUCAUCGCCGUUCAGAUGCCAGCAGAAUCCAAAUUGAUAAUGCUCCUCGAUCUACCUCUUCUUCCGGGACUGGGCGCUCCAAAUCUCAUGCCCAUAGUGGCGACGAUAGAAGCAAGGGAGGAUCCUAUGAUGGGAAGGGGAAGAAUGGCGUCGCCGGCAGCCCAAAAAGCAGUGCUGCCCGUAGUUUCACUUUCCGUGAACUUGCAGCGGCAACCAGGGGCUUCAAGCCAGUGAAUUUGAUUGGGGAAGGAGGUUUUGGAAGGGUUUACAAAGGUCGUCUUGAUACAGGCCAGCUUGUUGCUGUCAAACAGUUAAAUCACGAUGGUCAUCAAGGUUUUCAGGAAUUCAUAGUGGAGGUUCUCAUGUUAAGCCUGCUACACCAUUCUAAUCUUGUCACCUUGUUUGGUUACUGCACCGACGGAGAUCAAAGGCUUUUGGUUUAUGAAUAUAUGCCUAUGGGUAGCCUGGAAGAUCAUCUUUUUGAUAUAAAACCAAACCAAGAGCUGCUAAGUUGGAAUGAUCGGAUGAAGAUUGCUGUUGGAGCUGCACGAGGGCUUGAGUACCUUCAUUGUAAAGCAAAUCCUCCUGUUAUCUAUCGGGACUUGAAAUCUGCAAACAUAUUAUUAGACAAUGACUUCAACCCAAAACUCUCAGAUUUUGGGCUUGCUAAACUUGGUCCUGUUGGAGACAAUACUCAUGUUUCAACCAGAGUGAUGGGAACAUAUGGCUACUGUGCCCCAGAAUAUGCCAUGAGUGGCAAACUGACUCUUAAAUCUGAUAUCUAUAGCUUUGGUGUGGUUUUGAUGGAGUUGAUUACUGGACGAAGGGCAAUAGAUGUCAGUAAGAAGCCGGGGGAGCAAAACUUAGUUGCAUGGUCUCGACAGUUUCUCAGGGACCGGAGCAAGUUUGUACAGCUGGUUGAUCCUCGUCUUGACGGACAAUUCCCCUUGCGCUGUUUGCAUCAUGCGAUUGCUAUCACUGCAAUGUGUCUGCAAGAGCAACCGAAUUUCCGCCCACUUAUUGGUGAUAUUGUUGUUGCACUGGAAUACUUGCACUCGCAGAGUAAAGCCUCAGAAGUCCUUAAAGGUGGGGAGCAAUGUCUGCCACGUCGAUCGCCAUCGCAACUGGACCAAUAUUGUUUGGAGGAAUCAAAUUCAAGACUGAGGUCAACUUCCGCCUAAGAUUUUGAGUAGAUAUUUCCAUGUCAGUCCAAAACUGUAAGCAGCCGUCUUCCAUACUUUGAAUUGUAUUGAUAUUACUUCAAGUAGUGAAAAAUUAUUCUUGCAGAUUGCUUAACCGUAAUGGGCAUGGAAGCUGUUCUUGUAUAGGCUUAAAAUUCAUGAGGCAGCUAUCACUUACAUCGCGCCAUUCCAACCAAGCCCCUAUCUGAUUUGUGCGUGUGAAAAUGUCUGAGACGAGUUUGUGGAUUAUAGCGUACUACUUUCCCUCCCCAACCCUAACCAUCGUCACUCUCGCAUGCGAUUAUUUUCCGGACACUAAAUUCAAGUCAGGCAGUCUUUAAGUGUCUUCUGGCAAUUGUCAAAGCACUGAUAAGAAGUGGAAGCUUAGUGGGCAAAAAAAAGGGGGGGGGGAGCUGAUUAUGUUUAUCUUUUAUUUAAUGCGAGUAACCUUUGUCGAGAUGCAUAAUGGUUCCCACUUCUUUUUUUUAAUAUUUUUUUUGCCAACGAUGCUUCUGACAAUCUAUACAUGGAGGUAAAUUCUAUUACUUUUUUGUAAAAAUGAAAUCUGAGAUAAAAGUAAGAAAAGUGCUUAGCAUGUA
Molecule: messenger RNA, 2055 nt
Organism: Neltuma alba
Lineage: Eukaryota; Viridiplantae; Streptophyta; Magnoliopsida; Fabales; Fabaceae
Product: probable serine/threonine-protein kinase PBL21
Exons: 7
Coding region: 254-1456 (400 amino acids)
Biological process (GO): protein phosphorylation
Molecular function (GO): ATP binding; protein kinase activity
Source: RefSeq, a predicted model, not a curated record